GGAGAUGCCAGAGGACAGUAGUUUGCCAGAAAUUUUGAAACGUAAGGAACAUUUUGUGAAAUAGUAGUCGAAUAGGAACGUCUACACGUAAAUACAUUUGUUCAGUGGCCUGUUGCAUGUUCCAAGCCAUCGACGUUUACGGUAAUAACAACUUUUUCGAAUCCAUCCUGGAUUAAGGUGAUCUUAUUUACUGAGAUGUGGGUGCUUCCGGUUAGUAAAUUCCAUUUGCGACCUGAUGGCAGCCGGCCGAGAGAUACAUUCUCUUUGUAAUCACUUUCAUUAAUUAUAUCUACAUGAGCUAGAAUUCCUUUGUUCUUUUCCGAGGGGAAUCGUUCUCAGUAGCUAUAAAUUAUUUGAUGGGCGCUCUUUGUUCGCAAACGUAUUUCCAAAUCGCUAACAUAAAUUAUUAUAAGUCAACAUAUUUGGGUUUGCGGAACUCAAACUCUUUGAGUAUGGAACGAGUGUAAGACAAAGAGUCAAUUGUAGUAGUAAACCAUGAGGAAUCGAGUCUCAGAUAUUUGCAUUCCGAGGCUCAGAUCCACCCCUGAGAUUCUGCGGUGAGUUAAGCCAGCUUUCGCAAUUUCUUUAGCAAGUACAAAACUUAUAAUCUUUCUCAUUCUGUUAAUAAACCCUCAGGAGACAGACUUAAAAAGCUCGACCAGGUUGACGGUUCAAUUAAGGAUGCCAUUGAGAACUGGAACAGCAUUCUGGGAGCAUACAAAGAUGCAUACCCAACCGAAGGUCAUAUGAUCAAUUGAUUAUUUUCAACGAAUUAAUCAUACUUUUAAUCAGUUAAUAAGUUGAUUGACUUUCAAAGAUGAUACUAUCGCUGAUAAUACAAAUCUUCUUUAAAAAAAUAUAACGCACGAAUAAAGGGCUAUCCAGAUGAGGGCUUAAUGCUGGCUUGAUAUUCUUGUGCAAUGGAAAUUUAGCACCUCUUUUUUCUAUCAUAUUUCGCCUGAUGGCCAUGUGUGGCUGUGAGUGAUAAUCGAUUACUGGCUUUUAAGAUCAGUUAUGAGGUGAGAAAUUGAUUCCUCAUCUUUCCGUGAUGUAAUGUGUUUAAAAUAGCCUUUGUUUGUGUAAUAGCCAUGGCGUAAUAAAAAUAAUUUUCGCAGUGCUAAUACUGCAAAUACAUUCGAAAGUGCUCUAAAUUAAGUACUACCAGAUUCACUCAUCUAUUACCCAAGUUAUAUGUUUCUGGUACUACAAAAUACUGAGGUAGAAGCUUUCCUGAAAGGAAUCGUUCUAAAAUUAGUUCUUAAAACGGGCGAGGCUUCUACAGUGAGGCACGAUCCCCAAGAGUAAAGAAGUUGACUCUUGGAACGAACAGAGGACGAAUAGAAGAGCAUAAUUAGCAGUUGAUGACAAUAGAUCUUUAAUGUAGGGUGGACUGACCGUUUCACGAAUUGGAGACCAAUCUGUUGGGCAUGAAUUUAAGACUAAGAAAUUGCAUUCUCAAUUAUUUCUAGGACGUAAAUAUCAUAUCAUAGGGAAAGAAUUGAAAAGGAUCAGAAUCACUCUAAGAACCUUUAGAGAGAAUGAAAAAAGGUGGAUAAAUGCAGGUCAGUCUCAUAAAAAUUAAAUGGUGGACUCUGGAAUGAUCACCAUUAGUUAAUUUAGGGAGGGUACCUUAUUAUGAGAGAGUGGCUAUGGGUUGUACUAUGCAAUAUCAUGUACUUAUUGACCGAAAGCCAAAUAUUUUCUCGUCCAGCCCGACCAAACUUUGUCAAUAAGCAUUUUAUCCUAUAACCACCAACUGCUGAAAAUUUCAAAACUGUUUUUUUAACCUAAAAAGGACGCACUUGUGUACAGAAGAAGGGCGCCAACUGGAGAAGUAAUAUAAAGUUUCUCCUCUAAAUACCUUUCCUUUUUGCGAGAAGUCAGCAAAAGAAAUUCAUAUUUCAUUGAGAAGCACGACUCAUUUCCUCACUUUUUUUAUUUCAAGUUCAAGGUCACGCUGUUGGAAAAUACAAAAUAGCCGUGUGAAUACAGGGCCGGACGGUUUUUCCGAACCGGCUUUCAUUAUGGUUUUCUUUGGAAUUACGCGCGUGGGGCGGUACGGCCAUGUGAUGAUUCUACAUCUUACACUGCUAAUAGCGCUCGUGGGUAAGAUGAAGCGAAUCCUGAGUGCUGCCUGGUUAGCCGGGUGGACAAGAUAGGCCCAUUUUACCCGCUUGGGAUUUCCCACUUUAAUACCGCCCCCCCCCCCUCCAAAAAAAAAAAAAAUUGGGAGCUUGUUCAGCUUUCUAAUUAAUUUCAAUCAACGUUUUUGACGUUUACCCAUCAAUAGUGUAAACCUAUUAAAUCAGCCUUUUUUUAAUUUGUCAAAUAAUUUCCAAGCGCUCGAACACAAAGAAUUCAUUCUUGAUUCUCUCUGUAGUCGGCGAGAUCCUUUUACUAUACCAUAAAUAAAUCUUUUGUUGAUCAAACAGUAAAAGCGCCCUCAUUUGUAACAUUUUAAAAUCAGUUUUGGCGUAAGCCUUAGCAUCUUUAUUCUUACUCAGUGGCCUCUACAUUCUAUAUGCGUUAUAUUGUCCAACUAAAUGGUCAAUCUAAAGGUUAAGGUGAAAGGAUAUUAGUGGAUAUAUAGGUGCUAUAAAACACACACACACAAAAAAAAGAAAAAUCAGCCAAUAUCCAGCCAUCUUGACCUUAAAAUGCACCAUAGCGCGUAAGGAAUGCGGUUGAGAAUGAGAUAGAAUAAGCCUGCCAAAGAUCAUGGCAUUAUUAAAGCAAUUACAAAUGAGGACACUCUUUAUGAAUGAUACCUUAAAUCACGCAUCGCUAUAUGUUUACUUGCGUAUGGAUCUGAACAAACACACAGGUUUAGAAUAAUAUUUUCAAAUGACAGUAUUUGGUCAAGAAACGAAAAACAAAACAACAAUAAUUAUCAAUCAACUUUGAAUAUGAAGUUUUUUUUUUAUCUCCAAUUGAGACCCAACAAUCUAAAUUAGCUAACGGAUGAACAUGAUUACGACCAAAUUCUUAUUUCAUAUUUGGUCUGGCCGAAACUUGCACAUUUUCAGAGCUUGAAAGCUUACUGUAAUGGCACAGCAUGACAGCCCCUUUUAAAUUUCAUUGAUCCCUCAUCUGAUAGUUGAUUUACUUGAACUUGCAUUUGGCCUCUUAGAAUCAGUCGUUUUCUUAAUGGAAGAAGUCUGUUGAUUUUAAAACACCUUAAACAGCAAACCCUGAUCAGUUGAACAAUUCACGAGCAACCAUCAGAUUUUUCUUACACAGUUUGAUAUCCGUAUCGAGGUCAGUCAUUCCGUUAAUAAUGUUUUUCCAUCUUUUUUGUUGCAUUUUAGAAUCUACCUUGACAACGUCAAUCACUUCUCAAGCUACCAUACAAAAAUUGGAAAGAUUCAUGCAUCUAACCUCGGGCGAAGAUUAUUUCGGAAAACCAACCUCUGAGGACAAAACAAGGAUCCGUGUCUUGGCAAGAAAAGUUAGAAAUUUUAAAGGAAUGGACGUUUUUUCUUACUUGAGAAAGAUCACACCAUCAGGAACAACAGGUUUUGCUGUUUAA
This is a messenger RNA of Pocillopora meandrina, 3529 nucleotides long. The record is from the annotation of a GenBank genome assembly. NCBI's taxonomy places the organism in Eukaryota, Metazoa, Cnidaria, Anthozoa, Scleractinia, Pocilloporidae.